Salvia hispanica is the source of this 2274-nucleotide messenger RNA. Its product is annotated as UV-stimulated scaffold protein A homolog. Gene Ontology annotation, biological process: response to UV; transcription-coupled nucleotide-excision repair. Gene Ontology annotation, molecular function: RNA polymerase II complex binding. The record is from RefSeq and is a predicted model, not a curated record. Lineage: Eukaryota; Viridiplantae; Streptophyta; Magnoliopsida; Lamiales; Lamiaceae. Gene Ontology annotation, cellular component: chromosome.
CUAACUAGAAAGCCCAAAUCGCGACGCCGUGAUGGCGGAUGAGAGGGAGAAGGCGGCGGCGUUGAUAGAGAGAGCCGUUGACUCUACGGCGGCGGAGGUGGAUCCGCGCCUCCUCAAGGCGAUCAAAUUCGUGGUGCGUAAUUCCGAUUCGGAGCUCCGUUGCGCCUCCCAAACCCUAAUGUCUCUUAUGAAGCGCAACCAUUCUCAGGUACGGUAUCUUGCACUUUUCAUAGUGGAUGAGCUUUUCAUGCGCUCAAAGCUUUUCAGAAGUCUUCUUGUUGAGAACCUGGAUCUAUUCCUUAGCUUAAGUAUUGGUUUUAGAAGAAAUCAUCCACUUCCUCCUCCUGCCUCUAUUGCAUCUCUUCUUCGAUCGAAGGCAAUCGAGUUCUUAGAGAAGUGGAAUGAUUCGUUUGGAAUUCAUUAUCGACAACUCAGAUUAGGUUACGACUAUCUCAAGAAUACCCUUCGUUUCCAGUUUCCUAACCUUCAGGCUAAUGCAGCCCGCAUACAACAAGAGAGAAGGGAGAGGGAAAUGAGAACAAGAGAUAUCUUACUGAAGAAAUUUGAAUCAUUGAAAGAAAAUUUCUCAUCAAUAAAAGAGGAGAUACAGGCCAAUAUUGAUGAAAUUGACGAGUGUCUAGGAAUUCUUAGGAUGAAGGAUGAUGGCAUGCAGUUUGAUCCUGUAGAUAAUGAAGAAAUGGAAGAGUUCUAUAACUCCGAGCUGCAUCAGAUCCGUCUUGAUUCUUUGAGAGAGGCGGAAAAAGUCCAAGUGGACAGUGAAAAUGAAGUUGUUAUUGAUGCUCUGAGGGAAUCUUACAAGGUUCUAGUCACUAAGCAUCUCGCUGCAGUUCAGGAGUGGAUUUCUGUUCUUAUAAGAGUGGAAGUGGCCGAUCUAAGUUUCAGGGAUUCUGCUUUGAAAAAUCUCAUAGAUAUAAGAAAUCUCAUUCAAUCAACAAAAAGAGAAUGUGAAGAAUCCGGAUGUGAGCUUCGUAAAAUUGCAAAUGCUGAAGAAGAAGUUAUUUGGGAAGAAGGCACUGUCGAACAAUUUGACAAAGGAGGGGCAGGUCCAAGCUGUUCUAAAACUCCCGAAGCACCCAGUACAUCAACAGCUAAUAGUACAAGAGAUGUAAAACGAGCUAAAAAAAUUUCAAAUGUAACUGAGAAAAGAAAUGCUCGGAGUAGUGUAAGUAACAAAGAUCCUGUACGAAGUGAGCUUUUGGCUGAAGCUCCAGUUCUUAACUGGGGAUCUUUCUUGGACCGCUGGGGACCAAACGAGGAUGUUAUGGCUAACCAAAGGGGACUGGAUGUUGAAGGUCACUGGGGUAGGGUCGACCAGGAUGCAGUUAUACCGGCCGAGAAAAUUGCAGAACUGAGCAUGCGGGCAUCUGUGUACGAAGAAAAGCCUCUUGAAAUCCAACCGUGUAGAGCUCCUUUGAAGAAUGGUGCACUUUGUCAAAGAAAAGAUUUGAGAGUUUGCCCAUUUCAUGGGCCCAUCAUCCCUAGAGACGAUGAGGGAAAUUCAAUUAAGGAGAGCUCCUCAACAGAAGAGGCAGUCGACCAAAACCAACCAGAAGAAUCCAGUCCAAAUGCUGACAGUAAUGUGGUGCACCAGCUAUUAAAGCAAGCUGUACAGAAUGUUAGGGAGAGAGACAAAGAAGAUGCAAAAAAGAGAGAAGUAGACAAGCGGGCCUUAAAGAGAGCAAAGCUUGCAGAAGUUCGGGAACACAACGAAGCUAUGCUGCGAGAUGCAGCAAUUGCUUCAACUUCAAGAUCAUAUUAUGUAGGUGAAGACAGGGAAAUAAGUAAUGGAUCCAGAACUUCUAGUAGAAGAAAGAAACAAACGCUGGCAUCAAUGCUGAAAAAGAAAGAAACUUCUAAAGACAGAUUGGCUCAGAGGUUACUGAACACUAAUGCAAGAGAUGCUACUAUCCGACAGUUGACAACCGCUGAAGAGGCAAACUACCGGGAAGCAUUUCCAAACCAAUGGUAGUAUCUGCCCAUGAUAAUAUACCCUGCAGAAUGAACGGAUAAUGGAACAUUUCUUCUCAAGGUACAUUAUGGAUCUUAGGUUUUAGGUCAUUAGGUGAAUUUUAGUUAAGUCUUGGACAGUUUUCACUUUAGUUAUUGUCUUCACCUCAUAUUUGCAGCUUCUUUUUUAUGGACUUCCUAGUUUUCACCGAACUGUUUAAGCCCUGCCCUGUAUUAUUUGUGGUUUGUGAGAAUAAAAAUAAAAUACUGUACCUCUCCCUCUGUGUACAGGUGAUUCCGCAGUUA